Molecule: messenger RNA, 885 nt
Organism: Euleptes europaea (tarantolino)
Lineage: Eukaryota; Metazoa; Chordata; Lepidosauria; Squamata; Sphaerodactylidae
Product: borealin-2-like
Exons: 10
Coding region: 1-885 (294 amino acids)
Biological process (GO): mitotic sister chromatid segregation
Cellular component (GO): chromosome passenger complex; chromosome, centromeric region; spindle midzone
Source: RefSeq, a predicted model, not a curated record
AUGGCGCUGCGAAAGCAGCAUCCCCCCGGGGCGAAGAAGCGCAGCGGGGACUCGGGCGUGGAGCCGGACCGCAGCCUCCCGAGCAAAGAGCAGCGGGACCAGCGCAUCAGCCUGUGUCUGCGGGAUUUCGACCAGCAGGCGAAGGAGAACCUGCAAGCUAUGAAGGAAGACCUAGAGGCGCUGCUGCAGACGGCCGAGAAGGCCUUCCGCGUGGAGCUCCUGACCAUGCCCCUGCUCAUGCGGCAGAUGAAGAGGAAGGAGCUGAUCCAUCUGAAGGAAGAAGACGCAGCUGCCACGGUUGUGGCCGCGGUGACAGCGAACGACUGCUCGGUGGGAGAGGGGCCCAAACCGAAGCUAGUAAGAACAGGCAGCAAGCGAGUUAAGGUCACCACAAUUGUGCAAUACGAAGAUGCAAAAGAGGAGAGCGGAUCGAAAACGAAGAAGACGUCACAAAAAAUUUUCAAAACCAAGUCGUUGGCUUCCUUGACAUCUGCCUUUAAGGGCAAACAGGGUGCUUCCUGGUCUGCAUGCUCCACUCCAAACGUGAGAAAUCCUGGCAAGCUCUGCCUGCUUGAACGGUCAGCAUCUGCCCCUAAGUGCACCCCGCUGGGCUCUAAGAGACUUCCCCAGCAGGGCCUCUCCAACAGCACAUCUGCUUCGGAAAAAAAGUUUGGCAUGGCUCUCAGAAGUGCUUCCAUGCCGCAGGAGAAAGCGGUUCCCUUUGUCAACAUCCCUCUGGCUGAUGGGCAGACUCUCUGUUCGGCUAAUGAUGACCUCCAGAACAUCAACAUGGACUUGCUAAAUGAUGACACUGUCCAACAUAUUCACACUCUAGUGAACCAGUUGACAGUCUUAUGUGGAAAAGCAACAGUUAAGCCAAGCUGA